Acanthosepion pharaonis is the source of this 1119-nucleotide messenger RNA. The record is from the annotation of a GenBank genome assembly. Lineage: Eukaryota; Metazoa; Mollusca; Cephalopoda; Sepiida; Sepiidae.
AUGGUGGUCGGGAAUGAAAAGAAAAAUUAUCUUACUGGCAAAGUUUGCAUAUUCUAUCUAUCUAGCUCUUUCUUUUCAUAUCUAUUGAUCUCUUUCAUAUCUUUCUAUCUCUUUAUCUCUUUCUUUCACGUCUAUCUCUUUCUUUCAUGUCUGUCUCUUUAUCUCUCUCUCUCUCAUGUCUGUGUCUGUAUCUCUCUCUCACGUCUAUCUCUCUCAUUCAAUGGUCAGCAGGCAAAAGAGAAUAAUUAUCUGAACCUGUUUUUUGCCCAGUCGUCAAGUCCAGCAGAAUCCAAAAUGGAGAUAACUUCACAAGAGAGGCCUAAAAUUGACAAACUUGCCUUCAAGUCCCCCAAUCAGCACCGGUUUGAACGUAAUCGCUUAAGCAGUAUGGAGAAGAACUCUUUGUCAGUCUCCAGUGAAGAAAUUAUGCAUAAGGGUCGGACUUCAUCAAAUGCUUCUGCCUUUUCUUGGAGACAACAACAGUUUGUUCGUAACCAAAGCAUGGACAAUUUUUCUGCUCUGAAGAGUGGUAACAAUCAGGGAAAUGUGAACCAACAGUUCCAAAUCCCAAGCCUUCAUUGCAACCCCCUUGUACGGCAUAACUCGGACGGUGGCAGCCGUAUUGGUGGAGGCCGUGAUAACAGUACCCGAACUGUACCAAUGCCAGACAGUGAGGCGUACACGUCUCGAAACCUGGAUAAUGAGUGUGGCCAGUCAGAUAUCAACCAAAGUGUUACUGCCAGCACAUUUUUCAAUAUGUCACGAUGUCCGUCAAUGAAUCUAAGUGAGAGCCCAGGUUCACAAGAUGAUGAUGAUGCUGAACAGGGCUCGCAGAAGCACACACCAGUUAACUCCCCUAUUGAGUCUUGGAUAGGAUCAACAGAGGAGCUGAAAUCUCCUUCCAGCCAUUCAUCAGUUCCUGUCAAUGACAAUGCACCUACACAAUUAUCCAGCACUUCCAAGUCUGCCUGUCGUGUGUCCGGCCUUUCUAAAUCAAGAGGGGCUAAGAGCAAACAGUCCAAUGCCAGUGUUGGAGCCAAGCCUUCUGGACAGCAGAGUAUCAAGGACAUGUUCUCCAAGUUUGCCUAUAGCAAAGGCACCAAGCCGUUGUCUACAUAG